Ochotona princeps (American pika) is the source of this 3576-nucleotide messenger RNA. It is a transcript of the gene WFS1, whose product is annotated as wolframin ER transmembrane glycoprotein. Lineage: Eukaryota; Metazoa; Chordata; Mammalia; Lagomorpha; Ochotonidae. Gene Ontology annotation, molecular function: protein binding. The record is from RefSeq and is a predicted model, not a curated record. Gene Ontology annotation, biological process: calcium ion homeostasis; endoplasmic reticulum unfolded protein response. Gene Ontology annotation, cellular component: endoplasmic reticulum; endoplasmic reticulum membrane. Bases 125 to 3163 code for a protein of 1012 amino acids. The transcript has 8 exons.
CGGUUGCGUCCUUGGCCUCUCGUUUUGUUCGACUUUGAGCUGGGGUUGAGUUGCCCGAGACCGCUUGUCAUUAAAACUCAGAGAUGUAUUCUCUGUGUCCUAGCCAGCAGGAGGAGCUCAGGGCAUGGGCAGGGCUGGUCCCUUCUGUAGGCGCUCCUGCCCCUCCAGGCCGUGGUGUCCCUGGGUCCGUGGUCGCUCAGCCUCGUCCCAUCUGUCUGUCUCCUCAUAUAAGGACACUGAUCAUUGGAUUCAGGCUGCUCUGAUCCAGGAUGGUCCUUUCAAGAGCUAUCACUUGGUCACAGCUUUCAGAUCACCCCUUUUACUGCCAAGAGGGGACAAGGUGUGCGGGAGCCCCCACGCCCGGCCCCACUCAGUUCUGGGUGGAUGUCUCAGUGAGCUGCUCAGACGAGGUACAUGCAGCCACCAGUGUGGCGGGCUCACAGUUGCUGUGGAACCACUUGACCUUGAGUGGGUGUCUGUGAUGGAGGCUGACCUGGAGGGGCAGUGGGCAGGCAGCAUGGACCCUGGCACUUGUGCUCCAAGCCCCUCCGGCCCACAGCCUCCAACUGCACCACAGCCCCGUGCCCGCUCUUGGCUCAACGCCACCCCUUCCUCAGUGGAACAGGAGGGGGGCGAGGCACCCCUAGCCCCAGGGGCCCAGAGCAACCCUGGAGCAGGUGUUGGAGAUGCGGCUGCUGCUGCCAAGCCACAAGCCUCACGCUCCAGGAGCAGAGAAGGAAUGGAUGGGACAGGAGACACAGAGAUGCCGUUCGAAGAAGUCCUGGAGAAAGCCAAGGCCGGGGACCCCAAGGCGCAGGCAGAGGUUGGGAAGCAUUACCUGCGCUUAGCCCACAAUGCCGACGAGGAGCUCAAUAACUGUACAGCCGUGUCCUGGCUCAUCCUUGCCGCCAAGCAGGGCCGGCGGGAGGCCGUGAAGCUGCUUCGGCGGUGCCUGGCCGACAGGAGAGGCAUCACGUCGGAGAACGAGCAGGAGGUGAAGCAGUUGUCCUCCGAGACAGACCUGGAGCGGGCCGUGCGCAAGGCCGCCCUGGUCAUGUACUGGAAGCUCAACCCUAAGAAGAAGAAGCAGGUGGCUGUGUCGGAGCUGCUGGAGAACGUGGGCCAAGUCAACGAGCAUGAUGGAGGGGCACAGCCAGGGCCUGUGCCCAAGUCUCUGCAGAAGCAGCGGCGGGUACUGGAGCGCCUGGUCAGCAGUGAGUCCAAGAACUACAUUGCGCUGGACGACUUUGUGGAAAUCACCAAGAAGUACGCAAAGGGGAUCCUCCCUACCGACCUCUUCCUGCGGGGUGACGAUGAGGACGACGACGAGCUGGCGGGGAAGGGCCCCGAGGACCUGCCCCUGCGCCUCAAGGUGGUGAAGUACCCACUGCAUGUCAUCAUGGAGGUCAAGGAAUACCUGAUCGACGUGGCUUCCAAAGCCGGCAUGCACUGGCUGUCCACCAUCGUGCCCACCCACCACAUCAACGCCCUGGUCUUCUUCUUCAUCAUCAGCAACCUCACCAUCGACUUCUUCGCCUUCUUCAUCCCGCUGGUGGUCUUCUACCUGUCCUUCGUGUCCAUGGUGAUCUGCACGCUCAAGGUGUUCCAGGACAGCAAGGCCUGGGAGAACUUCCGCACGCUCACCGACCUGCUGCUGCGCUUCGAGCCCAACCUGGAUGUGGAGCAGGCCGAGGGCAACUUCGGGUGGAACCACCUGGAGCCCUACGCCCACUUCCUGCUCUCGGUCGUCUUCGUCAUCUUCUCCUUCCCCGUGGCCAGCAAGGACUGCGUCCCCUGCUCCGAGCUGGCCGUGGUUGCCGCCUUCUUCACCGUCACCAGCUACAUGAGCCUGAGCAGCUCGGCCGAGCCCUACACACGCCGGGCGCUGCUCACCGAGGUGGCUGCUGGGCUGCUGUCCCUCGUGCCCACGCUGCCUGUGGACGGCCACUACCUGAAGGCGCUGGGCCAGACCUUCUUCACCGUGCCCGUGGGCCCCCUGGUCGUGCUCAACCUCAGCCUCCCGUGCCUGCUCUAUGUCUACCUCCUGUACCUCUUCUUCCGCAUGGCCCAGCUGCGCAGCUUCAAGGGCACUUACUGCUACCUGGUGCCCUACCUGGUGUGCUUCAUGUGGUGCGAGCUCACCGUGGUCCUCCUGCUCGAGUCCACCGGCCUGGGGCUGGUCCGUGCCUCCAUCGGCUACCUGCUCUUCCUGUUCGCACUCCCUGUGCUGGUGGCCGGCCUGGCCCUGAUGGGCCUGGUGCAGUUCGCUCGCUGGUUCAUGUCCCUGGAGCUCACCAAGGUGGCGGUCACGCUGGCCCUGUGCAGCGUCCCCCUGCUGGUCCGCUGGUGGACCCAGGCCCGCUUCUCGGUGGUGGAGCUGGUCAAGUCGCUGACACGCAGCUCCGUGGUCAAACUCAUCCUGGUGUGGCUCACGGCCAUCGUACUCUUCUGCUGGUUCUAUGUGUACCGCUCGGAGGGCAUGAAGGUGUACAACUCCACACUCACCUGGCCGCAGUACAGUGCCCUGUGCGGCCCGCGGGCCUGGAAGGAGACCAACAUGGCACGCACGCAGAUCCUGUGCAGCCACCUGGAGGGCCACCGCGUCACGUGGACCGGCCGCUACAAGUACGUGCGCGUGACGGACAUCGACAACAGCGCGGAGUCGGCCAUCAACAUGCUGCCCUUCUUCAUCGGCGACUGGAUGCGCUGCCUCUACGGCGAGGCCUACCCUGCCUGCAGCCCCGGCACCACGUCCACUGCCGAGGAGGAGCUGUGCCGCCUCAAGCAGCUGGCCAAGCAUCCGUGCCACAUCAAGAGGUUCGACCGCUACAAGUUCGAGAUCACCGUGGGCAUGCCGUUCGGCGGCCACGAGGAAGACGACGUGACGAAGGACAUCGUGCUGCGCGCCAGCAGCGAGUUCCGCGCCGUGCUGCUCGGCCUGCGCCAUGGCAGCCUCAUCGAGUUCAGCACCAUCCUCGAGGGCCGCCUGGGCAGCAAGUGGCCCGUGUUCGAGCUCAAGGCCAUCAGCUGCCUCAACUGCAUGGCCGAGCUGACGCCAGCCGGGCGCCACGUCAAGCUGGAGCGCGACUGGCGGAGCACCGUGCACGGCGCCCUCAAGUUCGCCUUUGACUUCUUCUUCUUCCCCUUCCUGUCGGCGGCCUGAGGGUGCCCCAGCGUGCGUGUGUGCGUGUGCGUGUGUGCAGUCCUGCUAUGGCACUCACUGCCUUCUGCCCUUUGCACUGGCUGUGCCCAGGGUCCUUGCAGGUCACAUACACAGUUGCCCCUCCCUCGGCCUCCGCUUUGCCGGGUGGAGCUGAGCUGCCAGGCCAGGCCCGUGGCGGUGCUGGACUCCCUUGGGUGUCCUGUGCAGGAUGUGCCCCCUCAGCGCUCUGCUUUUGUGUCAGGUUUGUUUCUGAGAAAGCUGAGAGCAUGACCGUGUGAGGGCAGCACAGCGUGGAGGACUCGGGCAGUCCUGCCAAGCCUGGGCAGCUGUUUGCCCAUCCUGGGAGGAACAGGGUGCCCAGCUGCCUGAGCCCCAUCACAUGACCAUGAGAAGUAGCUCUCCUGGGCCUGAGU